This is a messenger RNA of Ramularia collo-cygni, 1128 nucleotides long. Its product is annotated as probable prenyl transferase. The transcript has 2 exons. Lineage: Eukaryota; Fungi; Ascomycota; Dothideomycetes; Mycosphaerellales; Mycosphaerellaceae. Gene Ontology annotation, cellular component: transferase complex. Gene Ontology annotation, molecular function: prenyltransferase activity. The record is from RefSeq and is a predicted model, not a curated record. Bases 1 to 1128 code for a protein of 375 amino acids. Gene Ontology annotation, biological process: isoprenoid biosynthetic process; ubiquinone biosynthetic process.
AUGGGUAUUGAUCCACUGCGGAGCGUAGCAAAGGAGAUGAAGUUUAUGACGGGAAACAUACAGCAGUUACUGGGCUCAGGACACCCCAUGCUGGAUACCGUGUCCAAAUACUAUACACAAUCCGAGGGCAAAUACGUGAGGCCCAUGCUUGUGCUGUUAAUGUCUCAAGCAACCGCUCUUCUCCCACGCAUGCCGCGAGGAGUGUCCAAGGAUGUGCAGAAUGGAAUUGACACGCCUAUUGCCCCUUCAGCUGUGCUCCAGGACGCAAAUCCCUCAUCUCCUCUCACAACUCGGACAGUGGAAAGCGCCGAUUUCGCAAACGACACUUCGAUUCUCCCAACGCAACGCCGACUGGCUGAAAUCACCGAACUCAUUCAUACCGCCUCUCUCCUCCACGACGACGUGAUUGACACGUCUGUCGCACGGCGAGGGAAUCCGUCUGCCAACAUUGCGUUUGGAAACAAGAUGGCGGUUUUGGCCGGGGAUUUUCUUCUGGGAAGAGCAUCCGUGGCAUUGGCAAGACUACGAGAUCCCGAGGUGACGGAGCUUCUUGCAACGGUCAUCGCGAACUUGGUAGAGGGAGAGUUCAUGCAGUUGAAGAACACUGCAUUAGAUGAGAAGAAGCCGGUGUGGAGUGAAGAGACAAUCACAUACUAUCUGCAAAAGACAUAUCUCAAAUCCGCGAGUCUGAUCAGCAAGUCAUGUCGGGCCGCUGCUAUUCUGGGCGAGCACCCUGCGGAGGUUGUAGAGGCGGCCUAUCAAUACGGCAAGAACCUUGGGUUGGCGUUUCAGUUGGUGGACGAUAUGCUGGAUUACACCGUGAGCGGACAAGAGCUUGGAAAGCCCGCAGGUGCGGACUUGGAGCUUGGGUUGGCGACUGCGCCCUUGUUGUUUGCAUGGAGGGAUAACCAGGAGCUUGGUGUGCUUGUUGGGCGGAAAUUCUCACAAGAGGGUGAUGUUGCCAAGGCACGAGAAUUCGUGAUCCAAAGCAAUGGCAUCGAGCAGACGCGUGCGCUCGCGCAGGACUACGUCGACAAGGCGGCGCGAGCGAUUGCAAGCUUUCCUGAAAGCGAAGCCAAAGUCGGGCUGAUUGACAUGUGUGCAAAAGUGAUGAGCAGGAGGAAAUAG